GCUGUCUGCUUUUCUUCGAACGCAGUCAAGCGGCAAUGUAAUGCGCGCCAUAUCUUCUCGAUCAAAGAGCACAGUCGCAAUGGCUGACGAUAUGACUUUGAAGGAGGGCGGGCACAUGUAGUCGUCAGAUCGUGAGACUGCGCUGGAUGGGAAAUGUGAUGCAACCUUCACCUUACGCUCGCAAGCACAUCGUCGCAACGGCGUCUAGUAGUGGCUCGUACGGCCGCACAGAAGGCGGGAUUAGCUCUUUUAUUCAUUUGUCCGUCUCUUACAUGAUGAAACGGUGAUCAGUGGUAAUGCAUGGAGAACAUCUGCGAACGGGUGGCCUCAACAUGUGAUGCGGGAGGAGCACAGCCACCCUAAAUACUCCAAGGAAGGCUGUGGUCACAACCACGAGACCUUAAGUGCGUUUCAGAUCUUAACGUUGAUGUCUGUGCGUGAUCGACGUCGAGCAGAUGACACACCGUUCAACGUGCUUCACGAGGGUUUAGGGAUCGCGUGAGUUGGACAGCGACUUAGGCGGCCGUGUUCGCCGCAAAUGGCUCGUGUGGGA
This is a messenger RNA of Baudoinia panamericana UAMH 10762, 553 nucleotides long. RefSeq lists its product as uncharacterized. Lineage: Eukaryota; Fungi; Ascomycota; Dothideomycetes; Mycosphaerellales; Teratosphaeriaceae. The record is from RefSeq and is a predicted model, not a curated record. The transcript has 2 exons. Bases 338 to 502 code for a protein of 54 amino acids.